GAAUAUGCGAAUUUGACAGAACAAUUGCCAAAUUUUACAUUGUUGUUGACCAUUAUUAAUUUGUAAUCUGUUCAAAACUUAUAAACUAAAUUUUAAAAUUUAAAUUAUUAAUUCUUUAAUUAAAUGGAAUCAGAAAAUAAUAGUCAGAAAUCACCUACAGAAUCGCGUGAUCAAAUAUCAGCUGCAACAUCAACUAAAAAAGAGGAUGAUAAGUCACAAAAUGGUCAACAUAAACAAUCAUCUGAAAAAGUACUUGGAUGUGAUUUCUGCACUUCCUGGAAAAAGAAUUUGUCUACGCAUAAACAUCAUCAUCCCGAUGAAAACAAAUCGAAGAAUAGUCACAAAUCACAUUCACAGUCGCUUGAUGAAAGAUCAUCUGCAGUAUCAAGUGGAACACGUGACAAGUCACAAAAUUGUGAACAUAAACAAGCAUCUCAAAUAGCAUUUCGAUGUGAAGUUUGCAACUACAGCGCUUCCUUGAAGGGGAACUUGUCUAUGCAUAAACAAUGUCAUGCCGACGAAAAAAAAUCGAAGGAAUCAGCAGGAAAAUCUGAUAAACAAACCUAAAGGGCGGCGUGUAUUAUCUUGAUGAUGAGAAGAAAAACAGAUGAAAAUAAAAUAUUCUAAUUAAUUUUUUAAAAUUGAAAUUACAUUUUGAAUAUAUUUAGCACAAAAUUUUUCAAAUGAACUUUAUUUAGUUAUUUAUUAUUUUUUUGAAAAUUUAAUGAAAGAAUUUUUCAAAAUUCAAUACUUUAUUCGUAUUGAAGUCUUAAUUUCUCUGAAAAUAUUGAUAUUAAUUCAUGAUUAAUAAAAUUUUUAUUCAAA
Centruroides sculpturatus (bark scorpion) is the source of this 825-nucleotide messenger RNA. RefSeq names its product zinc finger protein 208-like. Lineage: Eukaryota; Metazoa; Arthropoda; Arachnida; Scorpiones; Buthidae. The record is from RefSeq and is a predicted model, not a curated record. The coding region runs from base 124 to 567 and encodes 147 amino acids. The transcript has 4 exons.